CCACGUUUCAGAGAGCUUUCUGAUUUUCCGCCAAGUAUAUAUUACUAGGUUUUCGGUGUGCCCCACUCUCAGCCCCCUCUUUUUAGCGGUGAUAGAGAGAGCAAGCGAGCUCUAAAGGACUCUAGAGAGAGAGAGUUUCUUGAGUGCUUGCAGAUAUGGGAGCUCUUGCUCCUGUCUCUCCAUGGAUUCCCGAAGACGACCUUUUGCUAAGGAACGCCGUGGAGGCUGGUGCUUCCUUGGAAUCACUUGCUAAAGGUGCAGUGCAGUUUUCUCGAAGAUUUACUGUUCAAGAACUACAAAAUCGCUGGCAUUCUCUCCUCUAUGAUCCAGUUGUUUCUGCAGAGGCAUCUGCUCGUAUGAUUGAGUUUGAGCGUUCUACUUCAAAUCUUCUAUCAAAAACUAAUAGAUUUGAAAUUUCAAAAGAAAAAUGUGUUUCAGGAAAGAGAAAAGCUGGAAGUGUACGUAAAUGUUACUAUGCAUUGCGUAAAAGAAUUUGCAACGAGCCAUUUGAGUCUACAAAUUUGAGUUUUCUCACUGCACCAGGUAAUGGUAAUUGCAUUGGGAAUGGAGAUGAGCUUCCUCCUGCAAAUGUUAUGCUUAAUGAUCCCAUUUCAAAUCAUUUUGGAGUUCAGGACUCGAACUUUGGCAUUAUUUCGCAUGCCUUUCCACACUUUGCAAUGAAUAGUGCUGCUGGCGCUAGCGAUGAUGCCACUGCCCACGCAUUUUGUACGGGAUACCAGGAUCCAGUUGUUGAUUUCCCUGUUGACCAAAUUAGCAUGCAUGAACAAAUUCCUCAUAAUUUUGAAGAGAAUUAUCCUCUCCCUGGGAGUUGUUCUGGUGUCGAGGAGUUUGUUCAAUCAAAAGAAUUGCAAGUCUGUGAUAUAUUUGAAGCUGAUGAUUUAGAGGCAACACCUUCAGCUAUAUAUAAUCAAAAUAAUGGUAAUAUGUGCCCUGGAUUUGGAGGAAACCCCGUCUUCAAUUCUCCAAUUACAGAUUGUGAUGCAUCAUAUCACAAUUUGGGGUACUCGUCUCCUCAGGCCCAGAUGCCAAUUUGGAGUGCAUUUGAGGGCAUUUCUGCACCAACCAUGCCUGAUGUUCCCCUUAAUGAGAACAAACAGCAGGAAGGAAAUGCAUUUUCAUUUCCUGAUAAUCAUGAUGCGAUUAACACAUCUACUUCAGGAUAUGAUGUGCACUCAGAUUCCAAGCUGGAAAUCCAAAUGCAAUGUGAUAACAUGAAAAACGCAAAACCUAGUUCAGAUGAUUAUUUCACAGAGUUGUCCUAUAAUCUUUUGAACUCUGAUGGGGAAGAGCUUUUUAUGGAUGAUGAUGGAAAAGAUGGAAUUGACAAGUCUUACAUUGAUAAUUUGAGCUCAAUUUUGUUGGAUUCUCCCAACGCCAAUGACACGACAAAUAUGUUGGAAACCAAAGCAUCCGUGGCUGCUCCAGAUGAUUUUUUUUCUAUUUCUGGUGGUGCAUGUUCUGGAGAAUCAGAUGAGAGUGCGCUGUCUCAUUAUGUUGAUGGACAUGCAGUUUGCAGUUCAGAGGGCCAUAUGUUACCAUCUGCAUCAGCUGUACACCGUCAGUUUCCAGAACUGUGCAAUGGAGUUAUUUGCUGCACGUUAAACACCGAAGACAUGGAAAUUCCUUGCAAUGAUGAUGUUUUUCUACCCAUCCAUAUGCCAUCAACAUCCUCUAUGACAGAACUGAAAUUUCAUGAAGUUAAUAAACCAACUUCCUCACUCAUUAGGAAUUUAUCGGCUAAUCGGAAUUCUAAUGCUGGAAGUCAAAGCCUGAUUAAGAGAGAAGGAAAGAACCCUGAACCAUCUCAUUUAUCUUCCCAGAUGCUAGGUUCACACUUGCUACCAGAAAUGGGACAAAAUCAUUCAGUUGGUGAUCUUGGGGUUAAAUUUGAGUUGCCUAACAGUGACUGUCCACAUAUUGCAUUCAAGAGACCAAGUACUGCUUCUGAAGGUCCAAAUCAAAUCAGUUUAGAAACUGCAUGUACAAAUACUCUCUUACCUGCAACAGUGAAAGGUGAGACUAUGGAAAUCGAACAGGCGAAGCACCUGACUUACAACUCAGCUGAUUCUUAUCUGGAUAAACCAGUUCAUGCCAUCGUUUCUGCACCUCUCAAUAGCCUUGUAAACUAUCCUCAGAUAAAUGUUAGCUGCAGUAAACCGGAAGUAGAAGCUCCUGCUACACUUCAAAAUCAUCAAGCUUUCCAUGCAGAAAUGAGCUCUGCAGAAAUGAAUAUUCCAGAACCGGUGGUAAACAUAUCACCGUCAGAGCAGGAAGAACUUCCAUCUGAAUGUGAUGAUGGCGUACCUUAUUUUUCGGAUGUUGAAGCAAUGAUACUUGAUAUGGAUCUGAGUCCAGAUGACCAGGAUUUAUAUUCCAGCAGAGAAGUCUCAAGAUAUCAACACGAGGACAGUAAGAGGGCAAUCAUAAGGCUGGAGCAGGCUGCUCAUUCUUCUAUGCAAAGAGUUAUUGCAUCUCGGGGAGCAUUUGCUGUUCUAUAUGGCCGCCACUCAAAGCAUUAUAUCAAGAGACCUGAGGUUUUAAUCGGAAGAGGAACGGAAGAUGUUAAUGUUGACAUUGACUUGGGAAGGGAAGGACGUGCAAAUAAAAUAUCUCGACGGCAGGCAAUUAUAAUGAUGGACAAAGAAGGAUCAUUUCAUCUGAAGAAUCUUGGCAAGUGUUCUAUCUUCGUAAAUAACAAGGAAGUAGCCCCUAAACAAUGUCUCGCCCUUACUUCAAGUUGUUUGCUGGAGAUUAGGGGAAUGCCAUUCAUAUUUGAGACCAAUCAAACUUGUGUGAAGCAGUAUGUGGAUAGCAUCUCUAAAGAAAGCCAAACUCAGAGCACAAAAAUUGAACAAUUGUAAAUUUGAAUGCUCUCAGAAUCCUUUUUCUUGUUCUCUAGACUAGGCUUUUCGUGCUCCGGUAAGGUUUUUAGUAAUUUGUUGUAUGUAGAGAAGGAUCAGAAUCAAAUAUCUCAAUUUUGAAAAACACAAAACAUCUCUAUCCUUGGAGUUCUGGUGCAGUUCUUCCACUUGAUCAUAAACAUUCAGCAGGACACAGGUUUUUUUUUUUUCCUGGGCAAGUGAAUUUUUUUAUUUUUUAUUUUUUUUAUAAAAACGGAAAAAAAUGUACAUAGAUGUAAGCAUCCAGCAGGACAGGUUUAUUUAUUAUUUAUUUUCUAGGCAACUUAGAAACUUAGAAACUGAAAACCAAUAAUAUGAAGUGGAAUAGAGCACCGACUUGAUGAGCUCUAACCUUCCAACAAGGGACGAGUUUAUGCCAUCCCCCGUCACAAAGCAGAGGCAAACCCCAGGUAUCAGAGAGGAAAGUAGUCUGUUUUGGAAAUGAUAUGUUUUGACCUAUAUCUUGAUUUCAACAGGGUUUGUUUUGAAAAAUGAGUUUUAGACAUGUUUGUAAAAAUGUGAUGUAGAACUCAUUGCCAAACCUUUACGGCCGUUUGUAUCGCCAGGUUGCCAAAUGGGCUUGAUCCCAAAAUGUCUGUAUUUUACCCAAUAUGAGAGUUUUUUUUUUUUUUUUUUUUUUUUUUUUUUUUUUGAAACGGCCCAGCGAACAAGACUCAUUGCUAUGUUGUGAUGUAUGACAAGACUUACUGUUACGUUGUGAUGUACGACGUUUUUUGGUGAAAUAUCAUCGUUUAGAGCCUCAAAACGGGUUUUCCUACCCUAUAGGAAGUCUCUUGAAUAUUUCGGAAUUUUUGUUCGUUAUCUAAACGAACUCGGAUUGCCCUCAAAUUUUAUAUCUAAUAGUUUUAUUUGAUUGAGUUUCUUUCUCUAUUUUCAGAAUUUUUAGAAAAAUUUUAUUUUUAAACUUAUUUUCAAGUAUUAGUGUCCUUCCGAGAUUAUAAGGUUUCCUUAUGUUAUAAAGUUUCGUGUUUCAUUUAGUUUCUUUAUGAAUUAGGGUUUUUAAUGUAGAGAGCAGAAUUAUUCAUUCAAUUAUUCAAUACGAUAUUAGUUUUUCUUUGAAUUUAUCUCUUACUUUGCGGAUUCAAAGUUGUUACUUUGUGAAUUCAAAGUAGUUUAUGAUUUCUUGAGAACAAACCUAGCUUUAGUUUACAUCAAAAUGAAUGAGUAUGAA
Cornus florida is the source of this 4113-nucleotide messenger RNA. RefSeq lists its product as uncharacterized. The transcript is spliced from 7 exons. NCBI's taxonomy places the organism in Eukaryota, Viridiplantae, Streptophyta, Magnoliopsida, Cornales, Cornaceae. Gene Ontology annotation, molecular function: G-quadruplex RNA binding; protein binding. Gene Ontology annotation, cellular component: Ino80 complex; MLL1 complex; NSL complex. The record is from RefSeq and is a predicted model, not a curated record. Gene Ontology annotation, biological process: positive regulation of transcription by RNA polymerase II. Bases 156 to 2882 code for a protein of 908 amino acids.